Caenorhabditis elegans is the source of this 846-nucleotide messenger RNA. It is a transcript of the gene pqn-10, whose product is annotated as Prion-like-(Q/N-rich)-domain-bearing protein. Bases 24 to 695 code for a protein of 223 amino acids. NCBI's taxonomy places the organism in Eukaryota, Metazoa, Nematoda, Chromadorea, Rhabditida, Rhabditidae. The record is from RefSeq and is marked reviewed. The transcript is spliced from 5 exons.
AGUCAAAAUAUAAAACUUCAAAAAUGGGAAUGAUGUCGUCCAAUUUUAUAAUUUUGAUCCCAAUUUUACUUUCACUAAUUGGAAAUGUCAUCACACAAUUUAUAGGAUAUCCUUAUGACUAUAGCUCAAUGUAUUCCGGUUACUCUGGCUAUAACCCAAUGAUGUCAAUGUCGAAUACCAUGGGAUCUAUGGGAUCCAUGGGAUCUUUGGGUACUCUUGGAUCAAUGGGUUCUAUGGGAAUGAACACAAUGGGUAUGAAUACCGGAUUUGGAACUUUUGGAACAGGAAUGGAGAGUUUAUACGGAGGAGCAACACAACAAGCGUUCGGAGCAUAUAAUCCAUAUGGGAAUGGCUUGUUCAAUUUUGGAAGCAAUGGAAUGUUUGGUCAAAACGCAUUUGGUACUGGAUUCAACAAUAAUUUGUUCGGAGCAAGCACGAAUGGUCUUCUCGGAGGACAACAGCAGCAGCAACUAACCACCAACGCAUUUCAAAAUUCGCAGCCAAUGAGCUUAAACAACGGAAAUACAAUGAAAGCGUAUGGGAGAAGAACUCAAAACUUCAACAAUAAUAAUAAUAAUAUGAAUAACAAUCAAAAUCAUAAUUAUGCUCCGACAAGAGCUGGUCAAAAUGGAGGAUGCAAUGGAUUCGGUGGCGAUUGCCAACAAGGUUGGAACAAAAAGACAAAGAAAGUGUAGGGAUUAGCUCACAAGUAUCACAUUUAACAUCAGGAUCAUCAACUUUUGCUGCAUUUCUUAUAAUUUUUACACGUAUACUCUUUUGAUGUUUGCACAUUUGUACCUUGCACAUGUAUCUCAUGAAUAAAUUCACUGGAAUCGGAUUUGUAAA